Corythoichthys intestinalis (scribbled pipefish) is the source of this 1794-nucleotide messenger RNA. Its product is annotated as CX3C chemokine receptor 1. Gene Ontology annotation, cellular component: external side of plasma membrane; membrane. Gene Ontology annotation, biological process: G protein-coupled receptor signaling pathway; calcium-mediated signaling; cell chemotaxis. The transcript is spliced from 3 exons. The record is from RefSeq and is a predicted model, not a curated record. NCBI's taxonomy places the organism in Eukaryota, Metazoa, Chordata, Actinopteri, Syngnathiformes, Syngnathidae. Gene Ontology annotation, molecular function: C-C chemokine binding; C-C chemokine receptor activity. Bases 119 to 1222 code for a protein of 367 amino acids.
CUUCUUCUCGCAAGUUGUAGUAGCGAAGAAACAAGGGCAUUUAUAUUCACUAUCAACUGAAACAUUUAAUCGAUAAAGAGCUGCGGCGAGACGAAAGAGCUGCAAAACAGCUGUCAUCAUGUCAGAAUCAACUUUAGCUAUGAUGACAGUGAAUAGUGAUUUUGAUUAUUCAGUGAAUAGUGAGGAUGAUUAUUCAGCCUACUAUGAAGACAACAUUGAAUAUCAGUCUCCUUGCGACAGUGGUGACAUAAUAGAUUUCAGCAGAGUGUUUAUCAUUACACUCUACUCUUUGGUUACCAUCCUCGGCUUCAUCGGCAAUGUCCUGGUGGUGUGUGUCCUGGUGAAACAUCGGAACCAGACAUCUUUGACAGAUAUCAACCAGACAUCUUUGACAGAUAUCUGUCUUUUCAACUUAGCUUUGUCUGACCUACUAUUUGUAGUCACGCUUCCACUUUAUACACACUACACUAUGGUCAAAACAUGGACCAGUGGUAACUUUUUGUGCCAUUUAAGUGGUGGCCUGCAUAGCACUGGUUUCUUCUGCAGCAUUUUUUUCAUGGUUGUCAUGACACUGGAUCGCUAUAUGGUUAUCCUGCAUGAUGCCAAAGUGGUCCAAUAUCGCACUGUGAAAACAGGGUACACUCUCACUGUAGUUGUGUGGUUUCUGAGCUUGUGUAUCUCCCUCCCAUCUUUCAUUUUCACUACAGAGAUACAACAAUCUAACGGGCUGGGUUGCAGUUACGUCCCAAACAAUAAUGCCUGGAAGGUGUAUGGAAUCUCAUCAAUAAAUAUUUUGGGUCUGGUGCUCCCUUUGCUGGUUAUGGUGCUCUGUUACUCCAGGAUCUUACCAGUCUUAAUGAGGAUAAAGAGUACGAAGAAGCAACGUGUUGUCAAGCUGAUUAUUUCCAUAGUGGUUACCUUCUUUCUCUUAUGGGCUCCAUAUAACAUUUCCCUUUUUCUGAGAUAUCUGCAGACUCAAGAGAGAUUUCCAAAAGACUGUGACUCUUUAAAACAUUUGAAAUUAUCAAUCGCAGUCACUGAAACAAUUGCAUACACUCACUGCUGCUUAAAUCCCAUCAUAUAUGCUUUUGUGGGACAAAGGUUCAUGAGGCGUGUCUUUCUACUGGGUAAAUGUAUGUCUGUCAGCAGACAUUCGUCAGACUACUACUCUCGGAAGAGUUUGUCCAUUUCCAGAUCUUCUGAGCGCACAUCUAUCCUCUAACUUUAAUAACAUACAUAGUUUGCUAAGGACAGAGUCUAGUGCAAGAAAAUUUGGUCCUAGUGGCAGGUCAAGGUGACAAAACAUCUGUGGAAGUAGCUGAAACAUGAAAUUUUUAGAAGUCACCUUUAAAAUGGAGACAGCAGUAGACCAAAAUACAUGAGCGACAAGUGCAGAAUUCAAGUGUUAAGGACAAUUGCACAAAUUGUUUGAUGACUAAGAUUGCCUCUAAAAAGUUUGCCUGGAAAUAAAUACUGUAGUUAAUGGUGCAUUUUCAUCAAGGUUUUUUUUAUUUUUUACUUUAAUUUUUCGAUUGGCUCUCAAAAACAAGCAAGUAUUGGAUGUUGUUUGAUUUUUUUUUUCAAGUAAUUGUGUACAUUUCUAUAUAUCGCUGUACUCUUCUUGGCUAUUUUAAUGACCAUUGUUACGGUUUGCUUUUACAGAAGGGUCAGAACAAUUCAGCCUUUUUAUUUUUACUUGAUUAGACAAAUGUGUUAUCAAUAUUUAAUCACCAUCUUCUAUAUGUAUGUAUUAUUUCUUUGAUUUCCAAUCAUUUAUUGCAAUAAAGUCGGUUU